AGAUGCGCGCGCGCGCACGUGUGUAUCUGUACAUGCAUGCACGCAUAAAAAACAAAUGAGGCAAGGUCGUUCAUCGACUUAACAACACGUGUUACGCCAUUUUAAGGUUACAAGUGCGAAUAUCGAUAACUUCUGGUUACGCCGAUAAUAAAUCUAAAUCUUUUCAAAAGUGCCGAUUUUCACUCUUUCUCUUUUUCUCUUUCUUAGGUAGUACAGUAGACAUAAGCAAUUCAGCAGAAUAUAGUGUUGUCAUGAGUUGCGUGAUGCAUGUAUGUGUGCAUGUGUGCAUAUGUGCGCGCGGCCUGCCGAAAUGCUAAUGUUGCCUUGGUCGCCAUUCUUCGUUCAACUGUAGCAGAGUAAGCGAGGAAUUUCAAUAAGUUUGCAAUUACACCAUUUGUUUCUGAUCACUGACACUUUUUCGAUAAGUAUUUACGAGUUCCUAUUGUUCUCAAGAUUAGCGGAAGUCUUAUCUUUGGUAUGUAAAAUAAAAAGCGAAGGAAGUGUGCAGCCUAUGGCUGAGUUUGUGCCAUAAAACAAGACUAUUACAUCAAAACCAAAAUGAUUAAGGAAAACGAGCCUUUUUGGUUUCUUGUUACACAUGUAGAGAUAGAGGGACAGUAUUUAAAAAUAUGGGCCCAGACAGAGGAAAGGGUCAUUCAAUCUGUGAACAAACUGCUCAUGACUCUACGAGAUCAAUUUGAUUAUUGUCAAACCAACAUAGUAUCUCCUAACAGUGUCAUGCCACACACUCAGUGCUGUGCUAGAGGUCCUAAUAAUGAAUUCUCUAGAGCCAAAAUUCUUGGCUUUCGCUCAGAUGGUAUGGUGUUUGUUCAGUUUGUUGACUAUGGAAAUGUAACUCACGUACCCAUUCACAACAUCAGACUACUGGAUAACUUGCCUGGAGCUGAGUAUCUAUUCUCUGUACCUCCUUCAGCAACUCCGUUUAUAUUAGCAGAUGUUAUGCCUAUUGGUGGUGCUUGGAUGCAAGAAGUUGUUAAACAAAUUCGUUCUUUCCUUGUUAAUAACAAGUUUCAAGGAGUUUACAGAGAAAUCAAUGGCUGUAAAAUAAUUAAAUUCAAUAUGAUGAAUGAUGAUUUUGGUACUUUAUUGGUUAACAGAAAUAUGGCUUUAUCCAGUUCAUCCUGUGUAAAUAACACCCAACCAACUUCACCAGUACAAAAUCUAAGGAUGCCUCAUCAGGUAAGGCAUUCAACACAAGAGAAUUGGAGAGUCCCUGCAGUGCAACAAACGCUCCCUCAAAAAGUUGUAAAAACCAACUCAUUCAAAGCCAUCCAAUUAGAAAUAGGCUCUGUUCAUGAUGUCCAAGUUUCUUAUGUAGAUGAAGGUCCUUGUAAGUUCUCUGUACAGCUAUUGGAGGCAAUACCCUAUUUGGAAGCCAUGAUGAAGUCCAUCAAUUCCAGGCCUCACAUUGCUCUGCAAGAGUCACCUAUUGCAGGAACUGUAUGUCUAGGACAACAGAUACACCCACAGAGACUUUGUAGGGUUGUACUCAAUUCACCUGGUGAUACUUCUUGCAAGGUUUAUUAUGCUGAUUAUGGACAUCACGAAAUUUUACCAUUUUCUAGUUUAUAUCAGAUACCGGAUGAGUUUUUUGUGCCAAAUAUAUUUUCAAUAAGAUUUACUUUGAAUGGUAUUAGUAAUUGGACUGUAUCUCACGAAAUGAAAGACUAUUUUGGUGGUUUGGUAGCUAACAAAAAUUUAAAAUUAAGAGUUUGCAAAGGUCCUCUGUCACCUCUUACCCAGUAUUGUGAUUUAUAUUUGAAUGGAAAAAAUGUUAGGGAUAUUUUGAGCGAAGUGUUUCCAGAGUCAUGUGAACUUUUCUAUCCAGAGCCAAAACAGCUACAAUUAGGAAGUAAAGAAACUGUAAUGGUGCCUUUUGUUGAAUCAACUGCCAAAUUUUUUGUUCAAAUUGAAAGUGAUGAAAAGCUUUUGGAUGACAUUAUGCAACAAAUUGAACAAGCUUCUAGAACAGCUGCGACACUGUCACAUGCACAAAUGCGUAAAGAUAUGCCAUGCAUUGCUCUAUAUGAGGAUAAAAAAUGGUACAGAGCUUCCAUACUCAAUAUUAUUGAUGAUACCAAAGUUUUAGUGUUCUAUGUUGACUAUGGUAAUGAGGAAAAUGUGUUGGUGAGCAAUUUGAGAUCAAUACCUUCUCAUUUAGUCAAUAGUCUUCCAAAACAAGCCAUUCAGUGCUGCCUGAAAGGAUUUCAAUUUGAAUCAGCAAAUCAAGAAUUGAUUAAAAAGUUUGAAAAUUUAGUUCUAGAGGAACGUAUGAUAUUAUUUGCCCAUGACUAUGUCAAUGGUAGUUAUCUCGUAAAUUUACAUGAUGCUAAAUACAUAAGUGAUCCCAUGGCAGAUAUUGGCAUAAAGUUAAGGGGUAUGGAACCGUUGCAGAAUCAAGUGUAUGUUAGAAACCAAGAAUCAUUUGAAAAAUGUCCUGCUCAAAAUCAAAGUAGUAACUGGACUGGUACUGGCAACUGGAACAAAGACAAAGAGUCAGGUAUAAUUAAAAAAAUUAGCAGUUUUGAUGAAAAUUCCAAAUCAAAGUUCCGUAAAGACAAUGAAAACGAACAGCGACACGACAACCGAUUCCGUAGAGAAAAUUCAGAUUAUCAAAGCGGAACGUCAAGUAAUCAAUUUGGCAAAGAGGAUAGAAAAAUCGACAGAUUUGAUCAAAAUGAUAAAUACGGAAAGCAGCAGACUGAUGUUUCUCGGUUUCCCGGUACAAAAGACUAUCCUAGUAGCGAUCGAUUCAACCGAAGUAAUGAACGUAAUAGCUAUGAAUCAAAUAGAAUAGGAAAAGAAAUACAAAAUAACAGAGGUAACGUUAACUCUCGCCUAGACAGAAAUUACGGAUCUGACAAAGACUCCGAUACUUCUUCAAAAAGUGGUGGAAAACGUAACAGCCGAAAAGAAGAUCAGCGAAUUCGAGAUUCACCAUCAAAUCGCAAUAGAGUCGGAAGAUGGGAAAACGAUCACCGCAGUAAUGAUGGCCCACGCAAUGGCUACUCAAAUCUCAAAAAUUGCGAUAAGUCAAAAUCGCCAAAAGACAGUCGUAUCACAAAGCAGGAAAUGGUGAAGAUGUCCGAGAUCAAACCUGCUCCUAAAAUAUCUAGCCAAAUACCGCCGCCUAAUAUCACUGUUGGAGCGGUGAAAAAUUGCAUAAUGGUCUAUUAUAACAAUCCAAACAGUUUUUACGUACAGUUGUACCCAGACAACAAAGAGUUGAACCUUGUCAUGGAAAAAAUUUAUUCCACCUAUGAUAAAGGAGGCAAGAUCAUUCCGUCGUUACAUAUCAAAGAAGGACUGCAUUGCAUUGCACAAUGGCAAAAUGAUGAGCAAUGGUAUCGAGCUGUUGUAAAAAGUGUUGAUGCUUUAUCGACUGUCACUGUGUUUUUCAUUGACUACGGCAAUCUCGAAACAAUUAGUUUUGAUAAAAUUAAAGAAAUCCAACCGGAAUUGGUCAAGUUGCCGGCUCAAGCUAUUCUUUGCAAAAUGUUCUGUCCUGGCAAGUCUGAUUGGAGUAAAAAAGAGUCUGAUCAAUUGGCUAGUGUUAUCGAUGAUAAAUUGUUAGAAGCCGAAUUCAUUGCUAUGGAACAGGGAGUCUAUCAAGUAAUAUUGAAGGACCUCAAAUCGAAUGAGUGUCUCAAUGACGCUUUUACGAACGGCAUUGAUUUGCGAAAAGAAAAAGAAUUUUUACGUGAUAAAGCGAGAAACUUUGCCAGAGGGGGGGAUUACGUAUCUCCAGAGUAUGCUUCCUUAAGCGACAAGUGGUUGGAGAAUAAAGUUGAAUUUGGUAAAACUUACAGCGUUAGCCAGGCCUAUUUUCUCAACCCACAAAAUGUUUACUUACAUCUUCAGAAUCAACAGAAAGAAUUUCGAGAUAUGAUGAACGAAAUGCAAUUGGUUUACGCAAAGCGACAGUCAAUUUCAAAACCACUGGAGAUUGGAGCAUCCGUCAUUGCUGUUCUUCCCGAAGAUGGAGUACUAUACAGAGCCACUGUUGUAGAGCUGAAUAAACCACGAGGGCCUGUAGUUCAAUAUAUCGAUUACGGCGAUCGAGCUAUGGUAGAUCUUCGCAAAAUUUACCCCGUUGAAAAGAAAUACAUGGUCUUACCGAAGCAAGCUCUAUAUUGUAGUUUAAAAAAUAUUGCUCCAAUCUUGGGAUCCAAUUGGUCAAACGCUACGGAGAUAAGCAAAUUUUUUAACGCUGAAAUAUAUGACUGUAUCUUUCAUGAGCUACAAAAUGACCAAUACUUGAUUUCUUUGAAUGUUAAUGGUGUCGAUAUUAGCAAUGCCUUGGUACAGAAUGGUUUGGCUAUGUUCUCAUCACGAGCAUCAGAAGCUAGAACAGUGAUUCAAGUUGAAGAAGUGCCUAAAGUAGAUGUCAAUUUACUCGAAGGUCAAACUUUGCAUGUGAAAGUAUCAAACGUCGAAGGCGUUAAUAAAUUCCACGUUCAAUUUUACACAGCCAAAGCUUGUCAGAUAAAUGUUGAUAGUUAUAUGGCAUCCAAAGAUCCACAGAUGCUUAAGUUACCUGGACAGUUGGCAGUCAUGCAGAAUCAAGCUGUUGAGUGCAGUCUGUUCGAUGUUCCACUUUCUUCAAAGACCGAUGACAUGCUCAAAAGUUUAAUCAACGGAAAGGACGUCAAAAUUUUUGUUGAGAAAGUAGAGCGUAACAGGCUCAUAGUCCGUUUGUUUGACAUAAACGGCAACAAGAUCAAAAUAGUUGGUUCUCAAAACAUCGAAAGAAUAAAUCCAAUUUGCAAUAUGCCGAUACUAAGCUCAACCCAUGAUGUUAUCGUAACCAACAUCAAAAACUCGAGUUGUGUGUGGCUACAACGAACGACGGAUGCACCAAUGGAAAAACAACUUUUGGACGACAUGUACGACUACUAUUCCAAGGUGAAAGUUCAGGCCAUGGCAAUUGAAAAAGAACUAUUUGCUGGACUUUGGAUCGACGGAAACUGGUAUCGCAUGAUCGUUUUGGAAAUGAGAGGCUCGGACGAAGUAAAAGUACAACUGAUUGAUUAUGGAGAUACGGGUUAUAUUUUAGCGUCAGAUCUACGAACUCUAGAUGACCGCUUUUAUCUACCGCAUCAGUUAGCCGUCAGGGUGUCGCUAAGUGUGACUUUGUCGGGCAGCAAUGACAGUCAAAUCGAGGUCCUGGAGCCGAUGGUCAAGGACAAGAAGCUGUCUGCGACAUUCUAUAAUGUUAAUCGCAAGUGGAUUGUCGAGUUGAAUGAAGCCGGCGAAAAAUUGAGUGACAAGCUGAAGAUAUUGAACUUGGUGAAGGAAACCACGAUAACACCGUUCGAGCACAUAGAAGCCAGCGAAAUGGUAGUAGGUGAAAGAUACAAGGUGAUAGCCAGUCACGUUGACGCGCCCAACUCGAUAUGGCUGCAGCGCAAGGACGCAGUUGAGGCUUUGUAUGAUCUGCACGAUCGGAUGCAGGAAGUAGCUGCAGCGUGUCCAAACUAUGAGGGUAUUCCCGAGGAGAAAUCGCUCUGCUUAGUCAUGUACUCUCUGGACGGCUGCUGGUACAGAGCCGAAGUGAUCGACGCCGACGCCGAAAUAACCACCGUUCGCUUCAUUGAUUAUGGCAACACCGACGUCAUAGACAGUAGCACAGGUCGCGUCAAGCAACUGCCGGAUAAAUGGAAAUCAAUCGAGAGGUACGCUAUACCGUGCAAACUCGACGUAGUUCCGACGGGUGUCGCUGACGAGUGGUCCGAGGAGAGCUGUGCACGAAUCAAACACCUUACCUUAGCGGACGUCAGCGAGCUCACGGCUUUAAUAAUCGGCGACAAGGCCCCCAUGCGUGUCGACUUAUUCCUUGGCGACAAGAGCAUUUGUGAGCUGCUCGUUGUCGAGGGGCUUGCGGCCUACGUUAAGAGUUCCGACGAACUGGAGGAGGAACUGGAAGUCGUCGAGGAAGAACCAUUCGAUCCGAGAUCUGCCUUCGUCAGCCAUUUUGUCUCAGUGGACGAGUUUUGGGUGCAGGAGGAUGCCAAAGUCAAGGACUUGGAAAUGGUCGCCGACAGGCUGGUCAUGGCCAAGAUGUUCGCACCCCUGCAGCAGGUCGAGGAAGGUCUCAUUUGCAUUGCUCACUACCCAGAGGAUAAUCAGUAUUAUAGAGCAAUUGUUUUGUCUCAUGAUGGCAAAAAGACUAGGGUCAACUACCUCGAUUACGGUAAUUCGGCAACGACUGAGGAUAUUAGAGCCAUUCCGCAAGACUUGGCCGACAUACCACCGCUCUCGAAGAAAUGCUGCUUGGCUAAGCCGGAUGGUGUGAAACAAUGGCCCGACGGCGUUAACGCUGAGUUCGAUAACCUGGCGGCCAACGGCGCUACUGUCUUCAUUUUAGACGUUAUCGCGACAGAAGGCGAGACUUUUCUCGUAAGGAUGACGCAUGGUUCUAAGGACGUAGCGAUCGAGCUUCUGGAGCUGUGCGCUAAGCCUUCUUACGAAGACGAAGGUACCAUCAUUCACGACGUUAAAGAUAUCUCGAUAAAGGAACGCCCGACGCCAAUAGGCGAGGAAAUUACCCCGAACCUCUGCAAAAUUAGUUGCAUGUUAUUAUCACCAAUACAAUUCUGGAUUCAGAAAAGGACCGAUUACCUGAAGAUCAAUUACGUAAAGAAAGAACUCGCCGAUUGGGAAGUAUUAGCGUCUGCCAAGGAUGUGAAUGAAGUGGGAAAAAUUUUUGCCGUAAGAGAUUUUGAGAACAAUCCACAGUGCUUUCGUUGCAAGAUUUUAACGAAUACUGACGCCGGCUUAGAGCUCUUGCUCAUCGACUUGGGCGUUUCAAUAUCUGUGCACUCGGAUACGAUGUUACGUGAAUUGCCAGAUGAUCUGAAGCACAUUCCUGCUUUGGCUGUGCAUUGUACUCUAACGAUGCCAGAAGGAUUAGAGAAAUGGCCUGACAGCGCUUGUGAAAAAUUCAAUGAUCUAACUGCAAAUAACCAAACAGAAUUCGGGUUUGAAAUACUCGAACCUAGUGGCUUGGAGCAGCCUUUGCCAGUAGUGCUGUAUUACAAGGAUCAAAAUGUCGCUGAUUUGCUAUUGUCCAGUUCUAAUGAAAAUUUUCCUAAUGAUAAGUCGAAUUUAAUCGCUGGAAUAACCACAAAUAAAGGCAUGGAUCAUCAAAAUAUCUCGAGUGACAGUGCCGUUCACUCCGAAAAAGAGCAAUAUUUCUCUGAAGACACACAUGCACAAGAAAACGAUGUUACAGAAAACGUUAAGCCCGAAACUGCGAUUCAUCUGACAAUUAGAGAGAACGAUUCUGAUAAAGGAGAAAUUCCAUCUCAGGAAGAUGACCUAUCUUAUCAAGAAAAAAUUGUACUUGACGAGCUUGAAACUACGGUAGUUCAAGAACAGCAUGACGACGAUGAGCCAAAAGGCUUAGCUGAUCUAGAAGAAAAAAUCGUUCCAGGGUCUAUUUCUCGCGGUUUAUCUGUCGAAGAAAUUGCUAGGUACAGUCCAGUCCCCUUGCACUCGUGUCCUGAGGAGAAAAUUGUCCCUGGAAGUAUCAACAAAGGUUAUACUUUUGAAGAUCCCGGAAGUGUUUCUUUUCAAGAAGAUAAACAGUUUGACACAGUUGUGAUAGCCCCUGAUGCAAAAGACUUUGAAAGUAAAAAGCUCCCACAAUUGGUUAAUGACUUUCAGACAAUUUGCUUUGACGACAAAGUUGUCCCUAGCUGUAUUUCAAGAGGAGAAACUCCUGUCGAAAUGUAUAGACCGAUGACUCCAAAAACUGAACAUUCAGAGAAACUUGUAGCUGGUGCUGUUAAUGCUCAAUCUAGUUUGAAUUUUGAAGAUGAAGAUCUUUUUGUUGGUGUAAUGGAAGAAAAUUCAGAUGCUACAGUAUAAUGAACCUUUAUUAAUUAUCAAUUUGUUAUUUAAACUUAUGUUUAAUUGUUAAAAUAUAAGAUCUGGAACAUUUCGACAAAAAAAUAGAUAUAAGUAUAUGACUCGAAGAAACUUUUUAGACUUAUGUAAAUGCGCGUUCUCAUUUUCAAGACUUAUACGUCUUUUGUGAAAUUUAUUCUAUUUUUUACAUAAAAUAUUAGUAUAUAGUAAGUUUUUCACAUCUUUUUCAACAUACUAUGUUGCAAAAGAAAGCAAAUUAAAUAGAAACGAAAAUAUAGAUAAAACAGGUCGUGCGUAAGCAAUGACUGUAAAAAUGUAUCAAAUGUAAUUUGAAACUAGUAGUUGUAAACUAUUAAAAUUAUUAUAAAAUAACGUACUAUGUACAUUGAAGAAAGAAAAUUAUAGUGUCGAUUACCAAAGACAAGGUAAAAUGAUUUAUCAAUCGCUAAUGAAAAAAAUUUCAUUAAUAAGACGAUAAAUUUUAAAAUAUCAGUUAUAAAGUUGAUUUAAGUUUAUUUGCUAUUAUGUUUUUUUUUUCUUUCAAGAAAGUAUUUAUUUUUUAAUAAUUGGUAAAUUUUCUAAUUUAUUAAAACAUCAACGACAAUUCAGUGAUAACUUAAGAAUUAAUAAAAAUAUGAUAUAUAUGUAGUAUGUACAUGUAUGAAUAAUGCAACUGUAAGAUGUAUAUGUAUGUAUGUAUGUGUAUAUAGAUACACACACACGUACGUAUACAUGCCUUUAGUUAUAUUUGUUAAUUACAAAAAAAGUUUAAAGUUUUUGCAACUAACAUUCAACAUUAAGAAAACUUUCUGUUUAUCAAAAACUAUUUUGAAUGAAUCGUAGAAACUAAUAUUGAUGCAAAAUUGCAUUUAAAAUAUUUGGUUCCAAGAUGUAUUUGAGCAAUUAUUGUUGAUUCAACAGAAAAAAAUUAUAUACGAUAGUUACUAUACUUUAAAUGUGAAAAACUAUACAA
This is a messenger RNA of Phymastichus coffea, 8866 nucleotides long. Its product is annotated as maternal protein tudor. Lineage: Eukaryota; Metazoa; Arthropoda; Insecta; Hymenoptera; Eulophidae. Bases 559 to 7893 code for a protein of 2444 amino acids. The record is from RefSeq and is a predicted model, not a curated record. The transcript has 12 exons.